AUGAGGCUGAGGAUCGGUUCGGGAGAAACAUGGGACAUAAAAGUCGAGCAAGCGGACGACGGGCAUUACUACUUCACCAAGGGCUGGAAAGACUUCGCCCUAGAUUUGAAGCUCGAGCGCUCUGACUUUGUCGGUUUCACGUUCGACGACAAUUCGACCUUCGACGUAACCGCAUGGGGGUCCGACGGGUGUGGGAAGGAAUAUUCCUUCCCACAUCCUUACGUCGUUGUUGACGACGACUCCUCAGAAGACGAGCUGCUCGAACAACAAGAAGAAGAGACGAACGUGAUCAACCCUAAGUUCGUCAUCGUUUUGCAGCGGUCGCAUAUUUCAAGAGUGAGCAUAUGCAAGAACUAUGCGGAGGAGGCUGGUUUGAUAGGGAAGAAGAGGGUGUUUUUGGAGUAUCAGCCGGGCGGGUAUCGUUCGAGUGUGGCGCUCGAUUUUAGGUCGAAGAAUAUGAGGCUGAAUAAAAAUGGUUUCAGGCUUGAUUUCGCAAAGGGUUGGCGUGAUUUUCGGAAAGCGACUGGGAUGCACUUUUACCGAACUUAUUCGUUCGAGUUCAUUCCUUGGAAGGGGGUGAUUCAGGUUAAGGAGGUCUGAAGAAG
Molecule: messenger RNA, 605 nt
Organism: Erythranthe guttata (spotted monkey flower)
Lineage: Eukaryota; Viridiplantae; Streptophyta; Magnoliopsida; Lamiales; Phrymaceae
Molecular function (GO): DNA binding
Source: RefSeq, a predicted model, not a curated record